AUGGAUACGAAACAACGAUUCAUGAAUCUCCUUAAUAUAUUAUCGUUUAAAGCUACUCGUUUACUAAUUGCUUUUGAAUAUACAAUGCCAUCAUAUUUAAAACCGAAAAAAACAUCAUCUGUAACAACUGCGCGAAAUCAAUUUGCACGUGAAUUAAUCCAGCACGAACUUCAAGAAACAUAUUCAUUCGACCAGAUACUUUAUUGUAGAAAUAUUAUUAAUGCUAAUACAACAAGUAAAAUGGAAAUGGGAAUUAAUAUUGACUUGCAAGAUACAAUUAAUCGUUUUAAAAUCAAUCACCCCCAUCAUCCAUAUAUACAAGAUUUAAAUACAAUUUCAUUAGUACCAUUUCGUACAACGUGUAACAAUAUAUUAGGUGAUAUUGAAUGUGGUAAUCAAUUAAAAAUCGAAUUUCAUAUGACAGGUUUUAUUCUUUAUCCAACAUCAAUUCAACCGUGUACAUUAUAUAGUGGUGAAUGUGGUAGUUGUAAUAGAAGUUAUCGUAUAUCGUCAAUCUAUUGUUACAAUGAGAAAAAAAUUAUUAUUACUCCAGAAUCACUUGAACAAAAUAAUUUUUUUCAUUUAUCAUCUGGUAAAUUAGUGUUUUCACGUGAAAUCCUUGUAUCUUUUUCUUCGGAUCUUGUUAAUGGCCAUGUUAGUUGUAAUGGUGCCGGUACAUCUUUAUUAUCAAAAGUUGCACGUCUUCAUCCUGAAUUUAAUAAAAAAUUUGAUUCGGUACAAAUAAUUCGUUCUUUGGAAGCUCAUUGGAUUUACUUCGAGCUUUUUAAUUUUAUCUUUAUGACAAGUUCAGAAAAAGAAAUUGUUGCUCCACGUGCACUUUUUGCUGGUCGAAAUAUUCAAGCUGGUGGUAUAAUAAAUGUCAAAGCACAAUUUCUUGAAGAACGUUUAGAUUGGAUGUACAACCUAUUCAGUAUCUUUUGGUCACAUCACAAUCUCAUUCCUGAAUGUGUUUGUGAUAAAUCAAUUUGUUCACGAGUAUUAGUUCUCGAUGGCCAUCAAAAGCCCCGUCGUACAGUAUGUCGUUUUGAUAAUGUAACAUCACUUGUGAACCAAGAAGAAUUAGGGCCCUGCAAUCGUGGUUGUCCUUAUCAGCCCAAGCGGCGUACACCUGAUAAAAAAAACAAGAAUAAACGCUCUCCACUUUAUUGCUAUUUUCAUCAAAAUUUAGAAGAAACAAUGUCUUUAUCGACAAAGGAACACAAUCAACGUGAACAAGCAUGGUAUAAUGAAUUAAAAUCUAUUCAAAAACAAAAUAUUUUGAACAAUAAUACAACACAUGAAUCAUGUAACGUAGUUAGAUCAGAAGAAGUUGGUAAAGAUGAAGAAAAACGUCGAAGUAUGGGUUUUCUCGCUUCAUUUUUAUCAUGUGGAAUCAUCAUAGGGUUUACGGAAUCAAUCAACCAUGAAGGGGUCCGCAUGGUUACUGAUCAUCUUUUAACCAUGAUCAAAAUGGGUACAAAGUUACCUAAUGCUAUGAUUUAUGAUGCUGCAUGUAAUUUAAAAUUAUUCUGGAAUAAACAAUACCGUGGAAUCCACUUGAAAGAAACUCCCUCAAGCACAAGUUUGUUCAAUAUGCGGGUAGCCGUUGACAGAUUUCAUCAUAAGAAUCAUGUACAUAGCAUAUGCAAGACAAUUACUAAUCCUGAUUGCGCAUUAACUGGAAAUGAUGAAAUUUAUCGUGGUAUCAAUACAAGCAUUGCCGAGCAAUCUUUCAGAUAUUUAAGUGAAUUUAAAUUGUCGUUACGUCGAUUGGCAUAUCCAACAUCAACAGUUUUCAGUAUUUUAUUACUUCAUUUAUGGAAUUGUCGUCGUAUUCAAAUUUCACCAGAUUCUUUCGGUUUAGGUGUCAAAUAUAUGUCUGAUAAAAUUAAACCAUUAUUUCUUACAUAUUGUAUAUUCGAAACUGCACAAUUAUAUCAAAAAAAAGUUGAAAUAGAAUCAUUCAAUUUAACCUAUAUACAAGAUGAUGAUGUUGAUGAUGAUGGAAAGAUUAAUAUAGAAACAAGUGAUAAUAAUGUUGAACAAUUAAAUUAUGAUUGUUAUGUUAACAUGGAGCAAUAUACUUGGGAUUCGGAUGAAUCAGGUGAUGAUCAUAAAGAUUAG
Molecule: messenger RNA, 2124 nt
Organism: Rotaria sp. Silwood1
Lineage: Eukaryota; Metazoa; Rotifera; Eurotatoria; Philodinida; Philodinidae
Source: the annotation of a GenBank genome assembly